AUGCCGUUACAACACUAUCACGAGCGGUAUGGACAUGGGUACAGAGAAACGGUGAAGAACGAGUUGCGGCAACGUUUCAUGAUUGCUCAGGUAGGCAGCGUCGUAUCCAAAGUGGCAAGAGAAUGUGUGCAGUGUAAAAUAGCAAAGAGUCGUCCGCGGUCUCCUCGAAUGGCUGCAUUACCGGUGCAAAGAUUAACUCCUUAUCUUCGGCCAUUCUGCUUCGUGGGCAUCGAUUAUUUCGGACCGUUGGCGGUAACAUCUGGGCGGCGAAGUGAAAAGAGGUGGAUUGUGUUAUUCACUUGUCUGGUAGUCGGGGCAGUACACCUUGAAGUAGCGCACUCAUUGACAACGCAGUCGUGUAUGAUGGCAAUAACUCGCUUCAUCUGUCGUCGUGGCCCGCCGUUAGAAGUAUUCUCAGAUAAUGGUACAAAUUUUAAGGGGGCGAGUAGGGAGCUGGUCAACGAAGUACGCAACAUCAACGAGAAUUGCGCAGGAGAAUUAACAUCAGCCCGGUUGAAAUGGAAUUUCAACCCUCCCGCGUCUCCCCAUAUGGGGGGAGUCUGGGAGAGACUAGUUCGUUCAACGAAAGAUGUUCUGAAGACCAUAGAUGAUGGGAAGAGACUGACAGAUGAAAUUCUGACGACUGCAAUUGCCGAAGCUGGGGAUAUCAUCAACAGCCCACCACUGACCUACGUCACAAAUGAAUCAGAUCAUUCGGAGGCUAUCAGCUCAAAUCAUUUUCUUCGUGGAGUUACACCGAAUGAACCAAGGUUCAAAACCUUUCCUACCAACACAGCGGCAGCUUUGCGGGAUUCCUAUCAGCGAUCGCAGCAGAUAGUAGAUGAGAUGUGGAAAAGAUGGAUCAAAGAGUAUGUUCCAUCAAUCAAUCAGCGUACUAAGUGGUUUGGUGAAGCGACAAAUUUGAAAAGAGGCGAUUUGGUGUAUAUUGUAGAAGGAGACAAGCGGAAGAGUUGGGUACGCGGAAUAGUAGAGGAACCAAUAGUUUCUGGAGAUGGCAGAGUACGUCAAGCCUGGGUACGUACCAACAGUGGUAUUCUGAAGCGGGCGACAGCGAAACUUGCGGUGUUCGAAAUCAAUGAAAGUGACGCUGGACCGGAAGCAUCGGACCAGGUUCACGGGGCGGGGCAUGUUGCGGUAAACCUGUAG
Molecule: messenger RNA, 1167 nt
Organism: Armigeres subalbatus
Lineage: Eukaryota; Metazoa; Arthropoda; Insecta; Diptera; Culicidae
Exons: 1
Coding region: 1-1167 (388 amino acids)
Biological process (GO): DNA integration
Molecular function (GO): nucleic acid binding
Source: RefSeq, a predicted model, not a curated record